UCGACAUUGUAAUUUGUAUCUUUGGUGUUUUCUGUGUUGUCAAUAAUUUGAAUACAGUUGUGGUUUAGGGCAAUUGACUUGUCGAAAGUAUUAUGCGUUGUGUGGUGAACUCGAUAGUGAAAAUGAGUUAUUACUUUCAGUUGCAAAUGACGACCGUAAUAAUGAGAUUACAAUACUUUAGUUUGCGUUAAGGCUUUGGUCCUGGCUGGAAGAGAAAAUGAGUUACAAUAGACUGAGCAAUGGUGAUGUAAAUCAGGAGGGGUCGCCGAUUAGACACGUUUGGAAUCCAAAUUUGUAUCGCUUGCAGCAGGAAGCACCUCGACCCAUCAUGGUGCCAUGCUCGAUUCCUGUGCACAGCCGACCCCAGUACUAUGGUCGGGAGUACCAUGGCGAUAUGUCACACACUGAGGCUGAAGCAAUUGUAACAGAAGAGGGGGCAUUCCUUGUACGGAGAUCAAACAGAAAUGGCGGCUGCUUCACCCUUACAUUCAGGUUUGGUGGCAAGCUGAAGCAUUACAAACUCUACUAUGACGGGCAGCACUACGUGCUGGACAAGCGAUUCGACACGGUACACGACCUCGUAGCCGAUGGCCUGGUAACGCUCUACAUAGAGACACAUGCCCGUUCCUACAUAGAGCUGAUGGACAGCAUCAGUUGUUAUGAGACUUCGCCAUACGUGACACUCAAUAAGCUGAAGAGAAGGGCUGUAAUUGGCUGUAAUGUCUCACUGCUGCAAGCUGAGAGGGAAGCUUCGCAGAUUUCUGGUUCAGAUGUUGCUGAUUCAUCUGUAGACAUAGAUUUCAGCAAGCCACAUAAUUUUAAAAUACACACAUUCAAAGGACUGAAUUGGUGUGAAUUUUGUGGAAACUUUCUUUGGGGCUUCACAGCACAAGGAGUUAAAUGCGAAGACUGUGGGUUCUCUGCACACUGCAAAUGCUCCCGAAAAGUGCCCUCAGACUGUUUGCCCAAACUGAAGGGUGUACGCGGAGUAUUCGGCCUGGACCUGACGACGUUGGCAUCGCAGCAGCGCAGCCACGUACCGCGCGUCGUGAGGCGCUGUGUCGAGGAGAUAGAGCGACGCGGCCUGGACACGGAGGGCCUGUACCGCGUGUCCGGCUUCGCCGAGGAGGUCGAGGCGCUCAAGCUGGCACUUGACACAGAUGGUGAAUUGGCAGACCUCGGACCAGAGAAGUACGACAACAUCAACGUUAUUGCUGGAGCUCUGAAGCUGUAUCUGCGUCUGCUGCCCAUACCUCUCAUUACAUUUGAUGCUCAUCCACCACUUAUUGAAGCAACUAAAAAGAAGACUGUAUCUGAACAGUUAGCAGCUAUGAAGGAAGCUGUUAUGAUUCUGCCUCCUGCACACUACCAAACUUUGAAGUUCCUCAUGGAGCAUCUCUACAGGGUAUCGCAGCACGUGGACACCAACAAGAUGACAUCACACAACCUGAGCACUGUGUUCGCACCGACACUGAUGCCGUCUCCGGACCCGGCGAAGAUAAGUGGCGCGAUGUACGGAAUGGCGCUGGAGAUAGCCGCCUUGGAGAUGCUGAUCACGCACUGCGAGACCGUCUUCAGGUGACAGUACGCCUGGCAGUCGUCGCUGACCCCCACGGCCUCACCGCAGCUGUGACGGGUACGGCGGAGUGACGGAGAAUGUCGAACGCGUGCUCGACCCCGUAGCGGACACCUCGUCAUCCCGAACGUAUCGUAUGACCGCACCCAGCCACCGGGAGUAUCUCUGUGUCUACUCACUGUAAAAGUUAAGGGACAACCCUGGUUUUUCAGGCUGUAGUACGCAACACCAGAGCUCUCUAGUACUCUAGCGUUGACAUUUCUCUUUCCUCACAGAAAGCCCUUUAACAUUAAGCAGAGGGAAAACCCCUCAUUUUUCAGGUUGUAAUAUUUGAUACCAAAGCUCCUUAGUGCACUAGUGCUUGUUUCUCGUGCUUCACACAAUGUCCGUUUCUUGCAGACUUGCCCAAAAUACAAAUUAUUGGCAUGGGCACAUGCACAAGAGUGCAUGUUGGCCUUCUUUCACGGUUUUAAUGAGCAACAUACGCAAAAGCAUCAAAAGGGUAAUGCAUUUGAGAGAACAAAACUUUGAGAGGUGGCUGACAUUAACUUUCAGGUGAUGAAAUUUCUGCCUUUAGAAACAUUGAGAAGUAGUGAAAAAAGAAAAGUUAGUUACUACUUUUUCAGGGCAGAAACGCAGAUUGGUUAGGUUAAAGGUUAGGUCACUCAGAUCUCAAGUUGAGAGGAACCAAACUGUUAUGAGAAUGCACAUAUAAAAUGAUGAGAAGGUAGAAUGCCCAGCCAGUACUUACCUCUGUGAGACAAAGAUCAAGCAUUGCUGAUAGAAACACCUACAAAAUAGGUAAAAAUAUUUGUAGCUUUUGAUAAUACUUCCUUAUGAAAUAAAGAGGUAUUUCAAAACCUAGCUGUGGUUUUUAUGCUCAAGUGUUUCUGUUGGUAGUACUUGUAUAAAGGUGGGUUCUAGCCAGCCAUUCAGUCUUCUUGUAAUUGUACACUUUUCUCAAAUGACUUUUCCUGGAAACUUUUUUGCUGGUACAUAAAAUAUUGUUGUAAGUUAAACUUAAAACUUGGCUAUAGCUGUUU
This is a messenger RNA of Schistocerca serialis cubense, 2619 nucleotides long. RefSeq names its product N-chimaerin (gene RhoGAP5A). NCBI's taxonomy places the organism in Eukaryota, Metazoa, Arthropoda, Insecta, Orthoptera, Acrididae. The record is from RefSeq and is a predicted model, not a curated record. The transcript has 9 exons. Bases 218 to 1582 code for a protein of 454 amino acids. Gene Ontology annotation, molecular function: GTPase activator activity. Gene Ontology annotation, biological process: regulation of GTPase activity; signal transduction.